Zygosaccharomyces rouxii is the source of this 987-nucleotide messenger RNA. RefSeq names its product Sgf29p (gene SGF29). The transcript has a single exon. Gene Ontology annotation, cellular component: SAGA complex. The record is from RefSeq and is a predicted model, not a curated record. NCBI's taxonomy places the organism in Eukaryota, Fungi, Ascomycota, Saccharomycetes, Saccharomycetales, Saccharomycetaceae. The coding region runs from base 1 to 987 and encodes 328 amino acids.
AUGGAUGAACAGUGGGAUCUGGUCAUCUCGUCGCUUCAAGAUAUCUAUAACGCGAAUGCGGUUAUGGCUUAUGAUGAUGAUGUACAGUUAAAAGAGAUAGAACUGAAUACACUUUCUGAUGAGAAACUACGAGAACAUUUGGAUCACUAUAGCAGUCACCUGCAUAAUAUAAGAAGAGCUCAGAGAUUAAUAGAUUCAGUGGGGGAAAAUGUUAAACUUGUAUUGGAACACGCUCAGGAGAGAGAAAGAAUGGCAUCAAAAGUCCCCCCUCCUGCAUCACCAUCCGCUGCUAAAAUAGAGAGCAAUACUGGAGAAGAUACUACAAAUGCCACGGUUACGGAGAACGAACCACCAAAAGCGCCAGCAGAAGCGACAGCAGAAGCGCCAGCAGAAGCGCCAAUAGAAGCGCCAACAGAAGCACCAUCAGAAACAUCAGUGGAAGCACCAACAGAAGCACCCACCAGAGAGGCUCUAGAUACACAGGCUCAUCCACAACCGCAGUUUCAACAAACUGCCAGACCAUUGGGUAGAUCCGGCUGGAUUAGCCAGUACAACCCUAAUGGCCCUAUCUCUAUUGGUUCAGAGGUUGCAUUUAAACCAAAGAAGGGUGGUGAGGGUGAAUGGUUUCAAUGUGUUGUAGUCAAAGUUUCAGCUGACGGUUUGAGGUUUGAAGUAAGAGAUCCCGAGCCUGAUGAACUGGGUAAUCCUGGAAAGACGUUCAAAUGUAAUUGGCGAGAUAUCAUUUUCAUACCGCCGGAGGGAACGGAUCCAAAAUCUCAAACUCCAAAUUAUCCACCGGGUACAAAAGUUCUGGCAAGAUAUCCGGAGACAACUACAUUUUAUCCAGCUGUUGUGAUUGGAAGUAAGAGAGAUGGUACUUGUAGACUAAGAUUCGAUGGUGAAGAAGAAGUGGACAAAGAAACAGAAGUAUUGAGAAGAUUAGUACUACCCUGUCCAACGAUUUCAUCAAUUAUGGCCAAGAAAUGA